Messenger RNA from Cottoperca gobio, 2519 nucleotides. RefSeq names its product PAN2-PAN3 deadenylation complex catalytic subunit PAN2-like. Gene Ontology annotation, biological process: nuclear-transcribed mRNA poly(A) tail shortening. Gene Ontology annotation, cellular component: P-body; PAN complex. NCBI's taxonomy places the organism in Eukaryota, Metazoa, Chordata, Actinopteri, Perciformes, Bovichtidae. The record is from RefSeq and is a predicted model, not a curated record. Gene Ontology annotation, molecular function: protein binding; poly(A)-specific ribonuclease activity.
CAAUCACUGCGGCUCUUGAACGCACCCCGUUUGCUCCGGAAGUGUUUAGUUCUGUGUUGUUGUUGUGAAUGGAGCGAGCAUGGGCUCCUGUGCGGUAAAUCGUAUCACAAGAAGAGGUUGAUUAAGCUGUACUCAUGAUGAACUUUGACGACCCCGGGAUGGGGGAGUACCCACCCAGCCUUCACGGCACUCUGGACGCGGGGAUGGAGCCCUCCAUGGACCCCCACCUUAACCCCAGCUUACUGCAGGGCGUGGAGCUGGACCCGGAGGGGCUGCCGGUGACCGUCCCUGAGACGGUGCACCUCAUGGAGGGGAUGUUUUCAGAGCUGCACAGUGCCGUUUCAGAAGUUGGCAUCCCGGUGACGGCGACACAUUUUGAUCUCCAGGAGGAAAUGCUCUGGACGGGAAACCACAGAGGUCACGUCACCUCGUUCUUCGGGCCUAUGAUGGGCCGCCACUCGUCUUUCCAAGCGAAUGCAGCCGAUGACAUUCGACAGAUUCACAGUUUGGAAACUGGCGUCUUGUUUCUGUCCAAGUGUAACCUGAAGUGUCACACACGUGGGGGGCUGGUUAUGUUUGAUUACCCGAUGGAUGAAGCCGCUGACAUGCACAGUCUCCUGAUGACCGAUAACAACACCGUGCUCAUGGGCGGGUUGCAGAACUAUGCCGUAGAAUUUGACUUGAAUACUGUUCAAGAAACUCAGAAGUUCAGUGUUGAGGUUCCUGGAGUUGCAAUAAUGCGCCAAACGGGUCGUUUCUUCUUCUGUGGUCACACCUCAGGCAAGAUCACUCUGCGGGACCUGCGCAGCUUCAAGACGGAGCACGAGUUUGAUGCGUUCUCCGGCAGCCUCUCGGACUUCGACGUUCACGGAAACCUCCUGGCUGCCUGCGGGUUCUCCAGCCGCGGGAUGAACGGGUUGGCGUGCGACCGGUUCCUCAUGGUGUACGACCUCCGUAUGAUGCGAGCUGUGACGCCGCUUCAGGUGCACGUGGACCCCCUGUUCCUGCGCUUCAUUCCCACCUACACGUCACGCCUGGUGAUCAUCUCACAGACAGGUCAGUGCCAGUUCUGCGAGCCCACUGGACUCGCCAACAUGGCCGACAUUUUCCACGUCAACACCGUGGGCCAGCUGCUCAUGAGUUUCGACGUGUCGUCCAGCAAACAGGCGUUGGCUUUCGGGGACUCGGGGGGGUGCGUGCACCUGUGGUCCGACGCUCCGGAGGUUUCCUUCAAUGACUACUCCCGGGAGUCGGAGUUCGCUCUGCCGUGCCUCGUGGACUCGCUGCCUCAGCUGGACUGGAACCACGACCUGCUGCCGCUCUCGCUCAUCCCCAUGCCGCUGACCAGCGCCGAGCUGCUGCUGUCGGACUGGUCCAGCGCCAUGGCAACACCCAGCCCCAGACGAGCUCCUCCCGUGGACCCAGAAAUCCUGCGCACCAUGAAAACGGUUGGCUUCAUCGGUUAUGCGGCAAAUCCUCGAACGCGCCCUCGUAACCAGGUUCCUUACAAAAUCAAAGACGUGGAGCUGGAUUACGAUAAUUACAGCCAAGUACCGGAGUCUCCCAUCGGACGAGACGAGGAGCCGCAUCUCUACAUGGUGCCCAAGAAGUACAGAAAGGUCACCAUUAAAUACUCUAAACUUGGACUGGAGGACUUCGACUUCAAACAUUACAACAGAACCUUGUUCGCCGGCCUGGAGCCUCACAUCCCCAACGCGUACUGCAACUGCAUGAUCCAGGUUUUAUACUUCCUGGAGCCGAUCCGCUGUCUGGUGCAGAACCACUUAUGCCAGAAGGAGUUCUGUUUGGCCUGUGAGCUCGGCUUCCUCUUCCACAUGCUGGAUCUGUCCCGAGGAGAUCCGUGUCAGGCCAGUAACUUCCUCCGAGCGUUCCGUACCAUCCCAGAAGCCUCAGCGCUCGGUCUGAUCCUCGCCGACUCAGACGAGCAGACGGGGAAGGCCCGACUCGGCCGCUUGAUCCAGAGCUGGAACCGCUUCAUCCUCACGCAGCUCCACCAGGAGACACAGGAGCAGGAGGGUCCGCAGGCCUACCGGGGGGCCAGCAGCAGUUCUCUGGGUUCCUCGGGGGAGUCGGCCAUCGGGAAGCUGUUUGGAUGUGAAGUUGAGAACAGCAGUUUGUGUCGCUGCGGCAAAGAGACGGUGCGCACGUCGCUCACGCUGCUCUUCACCAUGCACUACCCCGAACACAACUCCCAGGAAAAACCGAUGAAGGAAUACGACUUUGCUGAGAUCUUGAAGAAGAGCAUCUGCCUGGAGCAGAGCACUCAGGCCUGGUGUGAGAACUGUGAGAAGUACCAGCCCACAGUGCAGACACGGAACAUCAGAUGUCUUCCGGAUGUUCUGGUCAUCAACUGCGAGGUGAACAGCGCUAAAGAGGCAGAAUUCUGGAAGGUGCAGGCGGAGUACGCCUUCAACAAGGCAAAGCAGAAAGAGGCGAUGGAGCCUCCAAAGCCUAAAGAGCCUCCCCCCCCCCUGCCCACAGAGUGGUGCUUGGAGUAA